ACCAAAGGCGGGCACCUGUCGAGUCGCGAGCAAUGUCGAGGAGAAAGCGUCGGCGAGAGAAAAGUCACAGGCUCGCUCCAGGUGCUUAGGAUGCUAGAGGGCAGUUAUGAAGUAACCAUCAACUUUGGCUCAACUUCCGUCUCCCGGCAAGCGGCGCAACCGCUAACCCACUGCCAAUGCCAAAAGCCGUCCUGCCAAUUUGCGACGCCCACCAGAAUCCCAUCAUUCCGCCGCUUUCGACCAACUUUGCAUCUGCUCGCGUGCAUUAUUCCUUCAUCUCCGACUCAUCCUCCAGUGCACCAUCUCUGCUCGAAAUCAUCAAUUUCAAAAGCUUCGAUCAUCGCGGCUACCGAACAGAAAAGCUCCGAGUCGUGUAUUCCUUCCAAAAGUAGACCCCCGUACCUAUUCCUCCGCAAAAACCAUUCGAGCGACUCAUCCGUAGAAUUAUGUCCAUCUCAGCUCUAUGCAGACAUACACCGUUGUAUGAAACCACGGCGACAAGCGUAACUUUUACAUCUAUCGAUUGUGACUUGUCACGGCAAUGCAAGCCUCAUGUUCGUUUCACAAAUAAGGCUGACUUGCAGAGUCAAUCGAUAGCAUCUCAAUUGCUUGCCUAGGUAUUCCACGACCCAUGACGCUUUCUUUCUUUUCACGCCAACAAAUAACGGUUCUUGUCCUGUUAUGCCUCAGCCAUCAAUUUAUGCUCU
Molecule: messenger RNA, 707 nt
Organism: Aureobasidium subglaciale EXF-2481
Lineage: Eukaryota; Fungi; Ascomycota; Dothideomycetes; Dothideales; Saccotheciaceae
Exons: 2
Coding region: 91-507 (138 amino acids)
Source: RefSeq, a predicted model, not a curated record